AUGGAGUCUCACAAUCGCCUGGUGCUUGUCCGGCGACACCUCGAAAACCAGGGGUUAUUGGCAACGGCCGCGGAAUUGGCCAGCACGGCCUACAAAACGUCGACAAACCACAACUACCAGUCAUCCUGGAAGUACUUCAGUAUGUGGUGUACUGAACGGUGUCUCGAUCCGCUUUGCGCCACCGAUUUGGACGUGGUGACUUACCUCACCUUCCUCCAUCACAAUGGGAAAAGCGUCAAGGUUAUUGAAAGCGCGCGGUCCACAGUCACCAGCACCCUCACGCUCCUCUCACCAAACCGCUCCUUUCACCGCUUGUACCUCUCCCAGUCGAUCGUAAAGGCGAUGCAUCUUAGAACCGGCCCACGGAAGAAGGCCUACACAAAGAUAUGGUAUCUGGCGACUCUGUGGAAUUACGUCGCAUCCUCGGUGUUGGAUUGGAAUGAGCUGCAUGCAGUGAGUCAUCAAUUAGCCGUCAUCAUCAUGCUGUCUACCAAAUGCCGGCCGAGCCAUUUGGCAAACCUCCAUCACGACCGGUGUGAGGUGCGCCCCUCGCACCUAGAACUCAGAUUGUGCCGCCCCAAAGAAUGGCGAUAUCUACAUCCACAUGGGGAAGAGGUCUUUGAAGGACAUGACUACCGCGUUAUCACCAUCGCUCGCAUUCCUACUCGCAACCACGACAUCCGUGCGCUCUACCCUCGAAUGAUUGAGCUGCAAGGUACCCGCCAAGCGGGCCUCGAGGCAGUCUUCAUCAACAUGCUGAAGAGUUCCCCCAUGGCGCUGAAUACCAUAUCCAAACUCGUCGCCACCGCCCUGUGUGAUGCGGGAUUUGGUCCCAAAUACACGCCGAAAUCGAUCUCUCACGCCCUCACCACCGCUCAGCGCAACGGUAUCCACCGAGGCCAUCUGUGCCAGACGCUGGCUCCCCGGCUCCAUGGUCUUCAAAACGCCCUACACCAUCCGCAACGACAACAGAAAGGUGCCCUCUGAUGACGACGACAGCAGCGCUGAUUCAGCCAACGAAGCUUCUGUCGCAACCUACCUCAACACAGCAGCCGCAGCACUCAGUACAUUGACAAAUUAGCACAACCUUCGAACGGAAUCCAUUAUGCUCUGGACGAGGAAUGUAGUUCAUGAGUUCAAUGGAUGAGGAGAAGGUUGUGCUUACUAUCCCGCCCACCACCCGUAAGCACACCUUCUCUGUACUCGCCACACCGCGCUGCCAUUCCAAAACGAUGAUCGCUUGCAAUCCCCAACGAUGAUCACUAUUCAUCACUAUUUAUAGGGUUUCAUGGGUUCCCCUGGUGGUACCCCCACCGGAUAUGGC
Molecule: messenger RNA, 1324 nt
Organism: Fimicolochytrium jonesii
Lineage: Eukaryota; Fungi; Chytridiomycota; Chytridiomycetes; Spizellomycetales; Powellomycetaceae
Exons: 1
Coding region: 1-987 (328 amino acids)
Source: RefSeq, a predicted model, not a curated record